Messenger RNA from Dictyostelium discoideum AX4, 393 nucleotides. RefSeq lists its product as hypothetical. The record is from RefSeq and is a predicted model, not a curated record. The transcript has a single exon. Lineage: Eukaryota; Evosea; Eumycetozoa; Dictyosteliales; Dictyosteliaceae. Bases 1 to 393 code for a protein of 130 amino acids.
AUGAAUAUUGGAGAUAAAGGUGAAAUUACAACCAAAGUUACAGAAUCAUUAUUAGCAACCAAUGUAGGUAGUGGUGACGUAGAAGUUUAUUCAACACCAUCAAUGGUUGCCUUAAUGGAAGGGGCUUCAGUUCAAUGUUUAAAGGGAAAAUUGGGAGAAGGACAAACUUCAGUUGGUACAUCUAUUUCAAUUAAACAUUUAGCAGCUACUCCAUUAUCAUUAAAUGUUAGAGCAACAGCCGAAAUAACUUCAAUCUCAUCAGAUAAUAAAAAGAUUUCUUUCAAAAUUUUAGCUUAUGAUGAUAAAGAAUUAAUUGGUGAAGGUACUCAUGAAAGAUUUGUUUUAAAUAAAGAAAGAUUUUUACAAAAAUCAAAUUCUAAAUUACAACAAUAA